Thamnophis elegans (Western terrestrial garter snake) is the source of this 2466-nucleotide messenger RNA. It is a transcript of the gene FBXL22, whose product is annotated as F-box and leucine rich repeat protein 22. Gene Ontology annotation, molecular function: protein binding. The record is from RefSeq and is a predicted model, not a curated record. NCBI's taxonomy places the organism in Eukaryota, Metazoa, Chordata, Lepidosauria, Squamata, Natricidae. The coding region runs from base 912 to 1589 and encodes 225 amino acids. Gene Ontology annotation, cellular component: SCF ubiquitin ligase complex. Gene Ontology annotation, biological process: SCF-dependent proteasomal ubiquitin-dependent protein catabolic process. The transcript is spliced from 2 exons.
CCUUGAUGGGGGCAGGGAGGCUGGCACUUGCUCUCAAGAGCAGCAGCUGGGGGCAUGGGGGCUUUGUUGGAGGUCAGAACUGAGCCAGCUGUGAUGUGAGCUGCCUUUGCACAGCUGGCAGGCUUGACCCAUCGCUCUUUCAGAGCUGCUUUGCUGGGCGUUUGGGCUGCUUUAGGGUUAGGGGACAAGGAGCCCGAAAGCCAGACUGCCCCCUAUUGACCCAGGAAAGAAAAUGCAGCCCCACCCCCCAAGUGCCCUCAGCUGUGCGUAGCUCACCCGGGAAUGGGCCAGGGGUGCACUUUCUCCUGCAGCAUCGCCAGCCGAGGGGCAACCGGCUGCUCCAAGUGGGCGCCAAAGAGGACUUGCCCGGAGGCCUUUUGUGGCGUCUCAGGGCUGGUCUGGCCACCGAGGGCCCAGGGGGGGUCUUCCUGCUCUGCCCCACGCCUUGCGCUGCACCUGCUGGUGACAGCCGCCCGGGGGGGGGGGAGAGCACUGAAGCCCAGCAGCCUCCAACUCCCGUUUCCUGUCCCCAGCACAAGCCAAAUUGGGGGCCUUUUCCUGUCCCUGCAGAUGGGUUCUCUGUCCUGGAAUUGGGUUCUGGCCGAGGCCCAUUGACCUGAGCUGAAGCCGACAGGUUCUCCAUAGAAGUUGCCCGUCUGGGUUUAAACGCUGAAGUGGCCCUUCGAAGGCCAGAGGGGCCGAAAGGAGUCCCUGCACAGGGAGGCGAGAGGGAGGCGAGAGGGGGGGCUGGUGCCUUGUCCUUUUUUGAAACUUCUCCCAGCUGGCAGCCAAAAAUAGCUUCCAUUCCACACCAUAUUUGUGCAAGGGAUCUGGAGCCUUUGGAAGCUGAUUAAGCCCAGCGCCCCGCGUGCCGCUGCCUGCUGCCUUUGUGCCACAGGCACCCCAAGGCAAUGCGUUUGACGGAGCUGAACUGGGAAUGCCUCCUGCACCUCUUCUCCUUCCUGGACAAAAACAGCAGGAAGAGGCUGGGCCAGACGUGUAGCCAGCUGUGGCGGGUCUUCCAGGACCCCUCGCUGUGGCCUCUGCUCCACUUCCACUCGCCGGCGGAACUGACCAAGGAGAACUUUGUCCUGGGGCCGGCCUUGCGCCACCUCUCCAUCUGCUGGCAUUCCAGCCAAGUCAAGGUCUGCAACGUGGAGGAGUGGAUGAAGAACGAGCUCCAGAGGAGCAUCUGCAGCCUCCACAAACCUCUGGUGAACGACUUUCUACUCCAGGUUUCCAACAGGUCCCCCGGCUUGCUGUCUCUGAAGCUGUCUGGAUGCGGCCAUGUCACAGACGAUUCCCUGGUGCUGCUUCUCAAAAGCUGCCCCGGCCUCCGGACUCUCCAGUUGGAGAACUGCGUCCUGAUCACUGACCGGACCCUGGAAGCGGUUGCUCUCCAUGCCGACUCCCUAAAAACUCUGCAUGUGGACUUUUGCAGAAACAUCACAGCUGCUGGGGUGCAGCGAAUCCGGAAGAUGCGCCCGUCCCUGACUCUCCGUGCGGAAAGAAGCGCAGACAUGAUUCCGGACAAGCGGCCAGGCGGCUGGGCCUUGGAGAGAGGCCUAAAGAGGAUGCUGUGGCAUUAGCCACGCAAGGAGCCACGCUGGGGAGGGGGGGGGCUGCUCUGUUCUUUCUGUUUGUGGAUUGAGAUGCUGUGCGCAUUGCGAGAGAGACGUAAAACGGGGCUACUGGAAGUUAAUUCUACUCUAACCUGCCAUGGAUGUAGCAAAGGGGCUGUUUGCUAACAAAAAUUGAGGCUGUCCUUUUAGUGGGCUACUUGUGGUCUCUUCCAUUUCUCAAACUAGCAGUGAUUAUUUUGUGAGAUGGAGCUUCUAAAUUAAAGGACAAUAUUUGUACAAACCAUCUUUCCUUUUGCUCAGGUACUUCUUUAGUUAAACAUGCUAGAUUUUUAACACAACUUAAAUCCAAGAAUUGUAUAUCUCAACUCAUACCGACUUAGUUUUUCCAUGUGUGGGUGUAGUUCUCUAAAUUAUUCAUUGUACAUAAAACCUUCCCUCCCUCCCUCCCUAACUGCUUGGGAAUGUCAAUUUCAUUUUGGAAAUUGUGAGCAAAACCAAGAGAGAGCAAACUCAGAAACGAAGAAAUUAAAAACAAAAGAAAAAUAAAAGUGUCAGGGCAGACAGAAAGGAUAAUCAUCAGAGGCCCUUAAAGAAGAGAACUAUUUGUUUCUUGAAUCUGCUUUAUUUGAAUAAGGAACCCUGCACAGGCAUUUCAAAUUAAAACAAAAAUAAAUAUAUGAAUAUUCAUGUAAAACUGUCCUUUCUAAUGAACAAUUAUACACAAUGUACAGCUCUUCAGAUUCACUGGGAAAGGGAAACAAGGCUCCAUUCCCCACAAAGUGCACCAGGAAGGCUCCAUGCAAACUUAUCGAAAGUGAACAAAAAAGAGGGGAGAAAGGGGAAAACUUUACUGAUCUCACUUUUUUGCAUUUUUCUGCUUACA